Coregonus sp. 'balchen' is the source of this 3774-nucleotide messenger RNA. NCBI's taxonomy places the organism in Eukaryota, Metazoa, Chordata, Actinopteri, Salmoniformes, Salmonidae. The record is from the annotation of a GenBank genome assembly.
CCUCUCUCUCCCUCGCCUCUCCUUCUCUCUCUCAGUUCAUAACUUCACUGCUUGCAGCGCUGCUUCACUGUAUUCUUCAUCAUGUCCUGGACUCAUCUGGUCUUUCUCUCUCUGCUCGCCACCCUCCUCAUCCUCACACGUAAGUACCCCGAUAGGGGGUUGACAUGCUGGGGAUGGGGUCGGGGGUCAAGGAAAGGUGUGGGAGAGGAAAUGGUGGGUGACAUUUUUUACUUUUCUAUGGUGAAGGUUUGAUGUUUAUGGUGAGACCUUUUUUGAAAGGUGCAUGUUCAGAAGUUCUAAAAAGAGGCCUUCCUGAUCAACUCAAGUGUAAAAUUGACAAAAACCUCCCUCUCUCUUCUCCAGUCUUCACCGGGGUGGAGAGUGCAUCGGUGAGAGACGAAAAAGAUGGAAGAGACGGAAAAGCUGCAGAGCCCAAAGGUGAGUGUCGUAUGUUCCAUACCCCCUCCCAAUCUGAGUGACCCCAAUGACCCUCUUUGACCCUUACCUGCUACCCUCUGCCCCCAGGGUCAGCGCGGCGAGUCUUCAUGCCCGAAGCGGACGCAACAAACUUCUUCAAAAAGCGCAGUCGGCGCUCGGCCAAACAUGAGGCGGAGGUCCUCGGUGAGGCUGUUUACCAUUAAUAUGGGGUGUUACCAUGGAGACGGAGCCAGGGCAGGACAGGGCAGGGCAGGACAGGGGGCAUGGGGGUUGAUGAUGGUAGUGUUUGUAUGUGGUUGAAGUUGCUGGUGCCAUUAUGGCCAGUUUGUUUUGGGAGGUUUCCAGCACUCUGUAGAGGCUGGUGGUGUGUGUGGGUGUGUGUACUCAAAGUCUAUUAAUUUGAUGGUCUGUGGAUUAAAAUGUUGGGUGGUGUGGUUUGAGGUCAUGGCUGUGAACUCUGAGGGCAGACUGAAGACUCCAAAUCUCCCACAGGUGUAUCGCUAGCAGCUGCUCCCAAAGCUUAUAAGCAUUUGAAGCCAUCUGCUUCACACAAAUAUACACACACACACACACACACACACACACACACACACACACACACACACACACACACACACACACACACACACACACUGGCUGGAGGCAGCAAAAGGAGUCACAGGGUAGUAUGGAGCAGCCUCUCUCCCUAUCUCCCUCUCUCCCUCUCUCCCUCUCUCUCUCUCGCUCUCUCUUGCUCUCUCUCCCUCUCUCCCUCUCUCCCUCUCCCUCUCUCCCUCUCUCUGUCCCUCUCAGCCAGUCCCAGAGACAGACAGGCUGUCGUCUGCUCCAGCUCUCCCCCUGUCAGUGCACCUCUCUGGGCCACCGCUCAGAGAAAACAAGCCCACACUCCUGGAAAGCGUCAGUUACAAAAGACCGUUUAUAUCGCCUGCCAGCCAGUCACCGAGGCGCUGGGUGUGCACGAGAGAGAAGGGGGGAGAAGUGUGUGCGUGCAUGAGGGUAUGUGUGAAUGUGUGUAUGUGUGUGUGUGCGCACAUGAGGGUGUGUGUGUGUGUGUGUGUGUAUACGACUUUGAUGUGACCGUGUUAGGGGAGUGAUGCGCAGGUAGCAGGAAAGGCACUGCAGGAGCUGAGACAGGAAUGUGUGGACCAAUUAACCAUUAUAGUGCAGAGAGAGAGAGAGAGAAUAAGAUGAAAUGAGAGAGAGAAAAGAAAGCAAAGAAACCUGAGGAGGAUAAUGGAAAGGUCUGUUGACUUGGCCAUUGGGUUAGAGUAAGACACGUGAGCAGGUCUGCAGCCACGAUGACAGAGAGAGAGAGAGAGAGAGAGAGAGAGAGAGGGAGAGAGAGAGAGAGAGAGAGAGAGAGAGAGAGAGGAGAGGGAGAGAUUUGUGACCUGUUGCCACACGAAAAGGGCAACCAGUGAAGAACAAACACCAUUGUAAAUACAAUCCAUAUUUAUGUUGAUUUAUUUUCCAUUUUGUACUUUAACUAUUUGCACAUCAUUAAAACACUGUACAUAGCCAUAAUAUGACAUUUGAAAUGUGUCUAUCCCUUUGAAACUUGUGAGUGUAAUGUUUACAGUUUUGAUUGUGUAUUUCACUUUUGCUUUGGCAAGGUGAACAUGUUUCCCAUGCCAAUAAAACCCUUUGAAUUGAGUUGAAUCAGACAGAGAGAGAGAUAGCAAACACAGCCAGUAAGCCUAGUACCUGAGAAAGUUUCCAUUCUGCAAAGCCUCAUUCCAACAGACCGUUUCGUAAGAAAACAACCUACUAUUCAGAGUGUUUGUUCUUGUUGUGUGUGUACUCAAGACAUUGUGAUGUAACCUUAACACUUCUGUGAGUACCCCAAUGAGGGUUAGUGUCCAAUGUACACAGCACCUGUCUGUGUGUCUGUGUGUCUGUCUGUGUGUGUGUGUGUGUGUGUGUGUGUGUGUGUGUGUGUGUGUGUGUGUGUGUGUGUGUGUGUGUGUGUGUGUGUGUGUGUGUGUGUAUGUUUGUGUGUGUGCGUGUGUAUAAAGCAACAGGUACAGUAUCUCUCCCAAAAACUGUAUGAUAGAGUUGGACUGCCUGCAGGGGAGUGUGUGACCUGAGGAAAGUGUGAGGUGAGGACAGGUUGGAAGUUUGGCGGCAAACAUGAUCGAGGUUCAUUACGUAACUAAGACAAGACCUGUCACUCUACCUCAGUGACCAUAACACCUUAUUCCAUCUCUCCUUCUUUCCCUCUCUUUUCCCCCUCCUCCCUCCCUCUCUCCCCCCGUAGCUGAGCAGAGGGUGAGGCUGUCGGCUGAUGAGAGGAGGAGGGAGUACUAUGACGAACAGAGGAAUGAGUUUGAGAACUAUGUGGAAGAGGAGCGCGAUGGUAAGACCGACUAACUCUGUUCCAAAUAUGAGGUUUAAACCAUAACUGACCAUUUGGUUCAACUCAGGCCCUUAUACCGCUUAGUGGUAAAUGCCACAGCUUGAUUUGUCUGCAGUAAUCACAGUCUAAUCACAGUUAUCACACAGUGUGCUGCACUGAACACUUUGACCACACGACUGUAUAGGGAUUUGUUGGGUUUGUGGUUGUUCUUGUGCCUAUUAUGUAUCUGGAAAGGGUUUUCUCCCACAUAAGUAAACCGAAGUGUUUCACAUGAAGGACAGAAAUACACUUUCUUAGUCCUCCGCGUUCUACACUCUGAAGGUUGCCACAAACAGAAAACCUUUCCUUUCCCCUCUCUCUGCUCCCUUCCUCUGCUCUCCUCUCUCCAUCCACAGAGCAGGAUGAGAGGACACGGGAGAAGACAGAGCAGUGGCGUGAGUUCAACUAUGAUGGACUCUACCCCCGUUAUCCACGCGGUUGGUGAGCAUGCUCCAUAGGCCAAGGGGUUCAGAACAUAGUGCACCAGCCUGUGAUUGGUAGGACCCUGUGUCACUUAAGACACCUAGCCUAUCAGACGGACAUUACAAGACCAUGGGAAAUGGCCAAACCAUCACUCACCUAGGAGUAAAAAGGUUUACGUACAAAACUAUUACACUCAAUCAUUUAAAAUGGUAAUAUUAUGUAGAUAAAAUGCAGUUUUGUAGCGUUUAUAUUAAAGACUUUGGGUGGGGCAGGUCAAGUUCGAAAAAGGAGGCUGUUGUGAUUGUGUGUGUAUUUCUAUGCAUGCUUAUUUCAGUCUCUAUCUUUGUACAUGUAUCUGGGUGGUAAACUGUUGGGUGUGGUCUGUGUAUCUUCCACAUCUGUCUGUGUAUCAAACUGUAUUGUCCUUUCUGUAUUGUAACCAAACUGUAAUCACAUAUGAAACCUGUACUGUAAUUCAGAACCACAGAGACCAAUAAAGACAAUACUAAAAUCUAAAA